This is a messenger RNA of Portunus trituberculatus (swimming crab), 2890 nucleotides long. Its product is annotated as mucin-2-like. Bases 1205 to 2797 code for a protein of 530 amino acids. NCBI's taxonomy places the organism in Eukaryota, Metazoa, Arthropoda, Malacostraca, Decapoda, Portunidae. The record is from RefSeq and is a predicted model, not a curated record. The transcript has 4 exons.
GGCAGAGUCAGUUAGCCACGGGGAGUCCUGAACGCCACACCCUCAGGCUCAGGAGGCGAGGAGACGAUUAUAGCGGCGAAGGACGGAGACACGGACGGAUACACGGUGGUGACAACACAACGAAGCAAACUCAAUUCUUCCCUUUUUUUUUUCCUUCGUCUGCUUGACUGUAGCGGUCUUGAUUCUCCACGGAAGUUACUCUCUCUCUCUUUCUCACUAUCAUACAAUAGAAAAAAAAACUAGAAUACAAAGGAUAGCAAUUAGAGGACAUGCACAAUCAAGCAGUAACCAAAUAAUUCCUAAGGCAACCUGGAAGAUGACGCUAUCUCAUCUCAGUGCCGCACAACACUUGCACCGCCUGCUGACUAGAAAGCGUGCCGCCUCUGCACCACCUUGUACCGCCUCCUAGGAACUGAGGAAGCCAGAGUCAAGAAACAAGCGCUGCGAACAGGCCAAGUGUGCAACUGUGAGAGUAUGUCAGGCUAAACAUACUGGAGAGAUUGUUAAGAUAGGUAGAGCCAAAGUGUGAGAGUUACCUGUGCGUCGCUAACGCUGAUUUACACAUAAACUGUUUAUUUGGCGCCGUAUGAUCAUGGCGUCAAGUCUUUGGCAGAAAAGAUUGUGACGAUGCUAAUGUAAGGAUCCCCGAACUCCUUCCAUCUGGAGACUCCAACUCGUCCCAAAUGAAUCUGAACCCCCAGGAAGUCUCGGCAAGCCCCAAGACCGCGACGCUCCCCCUAAAGAGACGAACACCGACUCAUCGUAAGUAAGAUCACGCCGCCUGCACAGCAUUCCGCACAGCAAGCCUCGGCACGCCCUGAACUGCACGGCGUGAGGGUAAAGGUGAUAGGCAGUUCUUGCGCUUUGCCACGGAGUUCAUCCUCGUCUCGCUAGCAAUUGAGCGUGUAUGUGUGCGAAGUAGCAAGGCUUAGUACUAUUGGCACGCCGGCUCCCACACCUCUCCGCGUUAGAGGCGCAGUGCCAUCUGUAAACACUCGUCCCGCUUUGUAAACUAACAUUCCUCGAUCGGCUCCUAACACACAGGCCGCAGUUCACCGUUCUUUCCGUCAGGCGGCAGGUCGCGCCACCCUCCCGGGCCGCGGCAUUACACUGGAGGAGCUCAGUUCUUGACACCUCAACUCUGUACCGCAGGAGGCGCCCCCGCCCCGGGGUGACGUCGCCAUCGGAGGUGUGGGUGCCGGCCAUGAGCGGGCGGGCCACCCACGGCUCCUUCUACACCGUGGGUUUGGUCUCCACCCCGGCCCCUCAGCACCUCUCCUCCACCACCACCGCCACCACCGCCUCCGCCAGCACCUUCACCGGCACGUACACCACCACGCCCAUGCAGCAUCUCGCCAGCAUGUCUUCGGGCCACACUCUCCCGCCACUCUCCUUCGUCUCAGACGCGGCCACGCUCGCUCCUCCUCGCCUCACUGCCUCCAACACCCCUCCGCCUUCCUCCUCGCCCCCAUCCUUCGCCUCUCCUCCAACCAUCUCCGGCUCCCCUCCUCCCUCCUCCUCCGUGUCUUCCUCCUUCGUGCCUUCGCCGUCUUCCUCUUCACUCGAGCCGCCUGUUAGUCUCGCCGUCAGCAGCACCCCGCCCUCCUUCCCUCGGUACGGCCGAGGCGGUAGCACUUUCAGCAGCCGCCUGACCGCCACCACGCGGCCCGGGGUGAUGACGACACUCACCCGUCCCUCCGUGGUCACUACACGCUCGCCGGGCCUCGCCACCCUCACCACGCACGGGCCCACAGUCACCACCUACACCACCUACAAUCCGGCGCUGAAUAAGUUUACCACGCACACUCCAGUCACCACCACCUCCCUCCCCUCCGCCUCUUCCUCCUCCUCCUCUCCGCACCCCAGCAGCGCCUUCCUCAGGUACACGCCUACUUCCUCACGCUUCGUUUCCCUCACCACCACCACCACCACUGUCACGCCGCCCCCACGCCAAGCGCCCACCGUCUACACACUUUCGCCUAAUCUCGCGGACAACGCUGGCCCUUCCUCCGCCGAGCCGGGAUCCAACUUCCCGCCGCCGCCGAAGGUGACGCUGGCCAGUACCUCCACCCUGCACCGCCCUGGCCCCGCCUGGCCCCUCAGGGUGACGCUGGGCGCCUCGGAGGGCUACGACAACCUCCAUCUUGAUGUGGGGGAGGAAGAGGCUGCGCCAAAGCCACAGGUCAGGACGCACAUGACGAAGGAAGAGUUCCUGGCGGCGCCCCAGCCCGGCCUGGAGCUCCUGGAGACCGGCGAUAAAGCGGAGGCCACUAUCUGGGGAGGGCGCCGCGGAUGGCCAAGUGGACAAGAGAGGUUGGAGGAGCGGCGUCGUGGGGGUGUUUGGAGUAUGUCUCUCUUUCCUACCUCCACCUCCACCUCCACCACCACCACCUUCACCACCACCCGCAUUGUCAACACUACCACCGCCACCACCACCAUCAACGCAGCCCCACUCUCCCAGCGCCACCUGCCAGCCACCACCGCCACCACCUCCACUUUCACGGGAGGAUAUUGUAACCAAGCGGUGGAAGCAGAGGGAGAGGAUGGCAGCAGCAACACUAACGCCGGAGUGUGGACGGUGGAAGGUGGCCAAGCACUCCGCCGCAACAGGUCGCCUCCUUUCCCGGACCCGUGCACGCCGCCGCCAGAGAGAGACUCCCUCACGCCGCCGCCUCACCCUGACGCCUCGGACACCCCACGCUUCACCCUCAGGGAUGUGCCGCUCAAAGGUGAGGAGGGAAGGGUAUGGGUAAGAGGGAGGGUGUGGAGCAAAAGUGUGGAGUUUAGAGAGCGCUGAAGGAGGUGGAGGGAAUGACAUUUUUUUGAGUGGUCAUUUGUGGUGGUGGUGGUUGUUGUUAUCGUUUUUUAUUCUUUUUUUUCACUUUUCCUC